Molecule: messenger RNA, 784 nt
Organism: Sphaeroforma arctica JP610
Lineage: Eukaryota; Ichthyosporea; Ichthyophonida
Exons: 3
Source: RefSeq, a predicted model, not a curated record
UGAUAAGGUCUCCAUCAAAAACUUGAAACCAAUCGACUGCGCUGAGUAUGCAACGUACGCCAACAACAAGAAAGCGCUACAGAAAGCCUUCUUCAAAGAAGCACUGGAAGAGCUCACUGAUGAGGUCAAAGAAGCGGGGGUGGCCCUACCAUUCCUACUUGAGGAGGCUCAACCAACACAGCCAAGCACAGCCGACCAUAUGGCCACUACAGUCGGAAGGAAACGCCAAUCAACUACCUCCAUUACUGCCAUAAUGGAAUCAUCUCAGAAAAACAGUGCUAAGAAGGCCAAAAUCGCCGGAAACACACCCAACCUGCCUGCUCCGAUGACGAAAGCGGCUCAAAAGAAGAAGAAAAAUGGUCAGAGAAAGUCACCCACAAGCCAAGACACCGAUGUACAUACCAACAACAACGACAACCACAUCUCAACGGAAGCGGUCUGUGCAGAGCACGAGCGGCAUAGUGGAUCAACCACACAAUCCCAGAGCACACAAACGUCACAAACAACAUCUACGACUGCGGAGCACGCAUUAGCUGGUGACACCAAUGCACAGGACACGCACGUGGACAAGAAUAAGAACAAUGAGAUGAACCAGUACAAGCACAACGAGAUGAGCAAGCACAAUGAGACACACGUACACACCUGCACGGGGGCUGACAGGGGCAGCGACAGCGACAGCGACAGCGACAGCGACAGCGACUUAGAACUCAGGUCAUCUGGGCUCUAUAGGAGGAAGGACAAUAAGGACGAUCAACGGGGUAUGUGUGCACUGGUUAACGUUUGA